AGAGGUUAAAGUUCAAGUUACAAUCACGAAUACACUUAAUAGAAAUAAAACGACUCAAAAUUUUGAAAGUAUGAAACCUCUUUUGGACAACGUGAAAUAAUAAAGAAGGAAUACUUUCGACGAGGUCGAAACAAUAAGUAUUUAAAAAAACGCUACAACUAAACAACAAUUUCUUCAAACUUGCAUCAAAAUUUCCCGAAACCUUACUUUCUGACAUGACGACUUCUCUCAUAAUUACUUGCAAGAAAUCAGCCAAUAAAAUAUUUGGUUCAUUUCCUGUGGACUGGACAUUGAAUAUUUGGACGUUAUCAGUAAUUACUUCGUUUCUAGUAAUAGCUCUACAAUUUAGAACACAAGAAAAUCCUGAGAAAAGCAUUUUAGAUUUUUAAAUGGAAGAAAUAUACUAGAAUUAAUUAAAUAUUCAUCGAGCACUGAUUGAUUUUUCAAUAUAUUGCACACUAAUGUUCAGUUUAAAUUAAAUAAAGUGCACCACAAUUAUUUUUUCAAUUUAAUCAAUCAACCAACCAAUCAAAUAAAUAUUUAAUGUCCAAUGCAUAAUGAUAGGAAGUUUUAUAAUUUAUUGCAAGCUUAAUAAAAGAAUAAAUAAUAAAUUGAUUGUCGUAAUCAGUGAAAUCAAUUCAAAACAAUUAGUUGCAGUUAAGAAUUUGUUCGUGAAAGGUUUUCUGUGAGAGGCAAAAAAAAAAUGUUUCACACUGUUAUAAGAUAUUCAAGCUUUUUAAGUAAAUUUAUGGGCCUUUCUAAUUUUGUUAUUGAAGAGGGUGAUUUUGCGUCCAGAAAAACGAAAAUCUUGGCAAAAAUUCGAUCUUUUAUUAUCCCCAUAACCAGUAUAAUUGUGGCUUUGGGAUUUGUAAUAACACUUUCGCAAGAAACAUCAAAAACGACAACAUAUAUCUCGAGGAUGAUCCUUCUAGUCGAAAUUACCACUUCCUGUUAUUUUCUGAUUAUUUCAAACAUAAAGAAACUUCAUUUUAAAGAUUUAUUCAAACAAAUAAAAGAACGAGAAGUUGAUCUAAAAAACUUCUUGCCAAACUAUCGAAGUCAAAGUUGCGAUAACAAAUUAAAAAUCGUAUUGUUAAUUAAUUUCGUUGUGUUUCUGGGCGUUAUGAUGUGUUUUCAUAUAUGCAACGAUGGAGUUGAUGUGUCUUACAUUACAUACUAUAACAGUAUAUAUGCCGUUCUCGUAAUCUAUACCAUUACCCUUACUAUUACUUUUUAUGCCAUCAAAUUAGAUCAACAGUUAGAAUGUGCAAAUAAAAUUCUCAAAAAUAUUCAAUUGAAAGAUGAAACCGACGUUUUAUUCGGACAAGCUUCGACUGACGAUUUGGAAAAUCUUUUUUCGAAAAUAUAUUCCUCGGUGGAUGCAAUCUGCAAUUAUUUUCAAGUUUGCUUCGUAGGGUGCCUUGUCUAUAGCACAUUUCAGCCACUUUGGAGUAUGUACCUUGUAAUCGUUAAUUUUCCAAAAAAAAGUAAUACGAUUCUUAUUGCUUAUUUGUAUUGGAGUGGUGUUCAAUAUUUUCAAGUUAACGAGUGGAUAUGGGCUUUAACAAUAUUAAAAAAUCAGGUAUCAAAACUAGACAAUAAUUUUUACAAAUUAGCGCGAACGUCACCCAAUGCUUGGUUUUAUGAUAUGGCAACUUCAAUUACACUGAAGCGUUUGGGAAGAAAAUCAAAUGAUUCACUGGCAGGAGUAUUUCCUACUGCAAAUUGGACACUUAAUACUUGGGUGACAUCAACAAUUAUUUCAUAUUUAGUGAUCAUUCUACAAUUUAAAAUUCAAGAAAAUCCUUCAGAUUCUGAUUUCACUUAUUAAACAUUACUUAGCCAUUGUACCCUUAGAUGCACUAUAUU
Molecule: messenger RNA, 1869 nt
Organism: Agrilus planipennis (emerald ash borer)
Lineage: Eukaryota; Metazoa; Arthropoda; Insecta; Coleoptera; Buprestidae
Exons: 7
Coding region: 704-1831 (375 amino acids)
Biological process (GO): sensory perception of taste
Cellular component (GO): axon; neuronal cell body; dendrite
Source: RefSeq, a predicted model, not a curated record